Cajanus cajan (pigeon pea) is the source of this 1674-nucleotide messenger RNA. RefSeq names its product beta-amyrin 11-oxidase. Gene Ontology annotation, biological process: brassinosteroid biosynthetic process; multicellular organism development; brassinosteroid homeostasis. The record is from RefSeq and is a predicted model, not a curated record. Gene Ontology annotation, cellular component: endoplasmic reticulum. NCBI's taxonomy places the organism in Eukaryota, Viridiplantae, Streptophyta, Magnoliopsida, Fabales, Fabaceae. Gene Ontology annotation, molecular function: heme binding; ent-kaurenoic acid monooxygenase activity; iron ion binding.
UGAGCCAUUCAGAAAAAUGGAAUUACAUUGGGUUUGGAUGAGCGUUGCUACUUUGUUGGCUUCUUACGUUUUGGUAAACAAAUUUGUGAGGAGGUUGAAUGGGUGGUAUUAUGAUCUGAAAGUAGGAAACAAAAAAACCCUAUUGCCCCCUGGUGAUAUGGGAUGGCCUCUUAUUGGCAAUAUAAUACCCUUCAUCAAAGACUUAUCCUCAGGCCAACUUGAUUCAUUCAUCAACAAAUUAGUGUCCAAAUAUGGACGAAGUGGUAUCUACAAGACACAUUUGUUUGGAAAACCAAGCAUGAUUGUUUGUACUCCUGAGAUGUGUAGGCGAGUACUGAGUGAUGAUGAGAACUUUAAAGUGGCGUAUCCAAAAUCCAUUUCUGAAUUAUUUGGAAGUAAGGCCUUCACUGAAGUCUCUAGUGCUGAACACAAGCGUAUACGACGUGUAAUUUCUGCUCCCAUUUUGGGUCACAAUAUGUUAGCACUGUACUUAGCACGUAUUGAAGAGAUAGUGGUUGAUUCAUUAGAAGAAUUAUCUAGCAUGAAGCACCCUGUUGAGGUUUUCACGGAGUUGGAGAAGAUUCCCUUCAAAGUCAUCACCCACGUCUUCUUGGGAUCUCACAAUCAACCCAUCGUUGCAAAAAUAAAAGGUUUAUUUAGGGAAUUUUCAGAUUGUAAUCCCUUAUUUUCUAUCGGCGUUAACUUGCCUGGUUUUACAUACCAUAGAGCACUCCAGGUACGCAAGAAGCUGUUCGAACUAGUUAUAUCUAUUGUGGGUGAAAGGAGGUUGAUGACAAAAAAUGGUCAACUCGAGGAUAAAAAAGAUCUUAUUGAUAUUCUUUUGGAACAUGAAAGAGAGAAUGGGGACAAAUUAAAGGAUGAAGAUAUUGCUGAUGUAUUCAUAGGGCUUAUAUUUGCUGGUCAUGAAAGCACAGCAACUGGUUUGAUGUGGUCACUUAUGUAUCUUACACAGCAUCCCGAAGUGUUCAAAAAAGCAAAGAAAGAGCAAGAAGAAAUCGUGAAAGCAAGACCGUCAUCGCAGAAACAUCUAAGUCAUAGCGAAGUUAAACAAAUGGUUUAUCUUUCACAAGUAAUUAAUGAAGCGUUGCGACUUACUAAUAUCGCAUUUUCAGUUUUUCGAGAGGCAACUACCGACGUCAAUAUUAAUGGUUAUAUCAUACCGAAGGGAUGGAAAGUUCUAGUUUGGUCAAGAGCUAUUCAUAUGAAUCCUGAAUAUUACCCAAAUCCAAAAGAAUUUAAUCCAUCAAGAUGGGAUGAUUACAAUGCUAAAGCGGGAACCUUCCUUCCCUUUGGAGCAGGAAGCAGGCUUUGUCCUGGAAAAGACAUAUCCAAUCUCCAAACUUCUGUAUUUCUACAUUAUUUUCUCCUUAAUUACAGGUUGGAGAGAAUGAAUCCAGAAUAUCGUGUUCCCAACUUCUCAUACUCUUAUCCCAAGGACUUGGCUAAGUUUAUCAAGAUCUCUGCUUAACUAUUUGAGCAAAAUGAAUAUUUUAGACGACUUCUUUGUAAUCUUUGAGUUCUAUUUGUUUGUUAUUUGGGGUUUACUUUUGCGUUAGUGACCCCUAACUGUGUUAAAUUGAUGUUUGCAAACAUAUAUUUGUGGAGUGUUAUAUCUUUUACUUUGCAUUUUAAUAUUCAUAAAUAAUAUCAAUA